AUGACAGGGGCCUAUGACAAGGUGCUGCGGGAGCGAAUGGUUCACAUCCUCCGGCGACUGGGCAUCCCCAGGGACCUGGUGGGAUGGGUUGCGUCCUUCAUGACCAACAGGAAAUCCACAAUUGCCUUUGAGGGCCAGGAAUCAGACACCUUUGACAUCCCAGCAGGCAUCCCGCAGGGGUCACCCCUAUCACCUAUACUAUUCCUAUUCUACAAUGAGGAACUGGUGCGCAUCUGCUCAAGACCGGGGCGCCCGGUGGUGUGCAUAGCCUUUGUAGACGAUGUCAACGUGAUGGCCUAUGGCCAGUCCACUGAGGACAACUGCAGGGAGCUCCUGCGCAUGCAUCGGGCAUGCGAGGAGUGGGCAGCACGGCACGGGGCGGUCUUUGCCCCCCAGAAGUAUGAGCUAAUGCACUUCACACGGGCGCGCAACCAAUUCAACCUACAGGCUGAGCUGAGACUGCCAGGACAAACUAUACAACCGAAACAGGUGAUGAGGGUAUUGGGUGUAUGGUUAGACUCUAGGCUGAGAUGGAAGGGCCACCUGGACGCGGUGGCAGGCAAGAUGAAGACUCAAGUCAGAGCACUGUCCCAAACCACCCAAUCCACAUGGGGGCUCCCACUACGACAAGCGAGAAUGGUGUAUAACAUGGUCAUCAGGCCGGCCCUGACCUAUGGAGCAAUAGCAUGGCACCAGCCACAGGGGCAGGGGGGCACGGGUCCAGCUAAGUCAGGACUGGCCCUCAAGCUGACCACAGUGCAGAACUCCUGCCUCAGAAUAGUGGCAGGGGCAUACAAAAGAACCCCAACAAGCACACUGGAAGCGGAAACCCACACAGUACCCUUAGACAUCCACCUGGAUGGGCUAGUGGCAAAGGCGGUCAACAGGAUGAAGGCCUCAGGAAUGGCGCAACAAAUUGAGAAUGCGUGUGCGGCCAUAAGGACCAGGCUUCGGCACCGGGGGGUGACAAGGGGGGCACAGAGACACAUGGGAGCUGUGGUUCACCCGGCAGCCCUGCCAGUGGACUGGGAACAGCAAUGGAUUCAGGGUGCUAAGGAGAGAGUCACAGCAGAGAUGACACCGGAACAACGAGCCAACCUGGACCAAGCCUCAUAUAAUCACUGGCUGAAGCGCGAGCAGCUCUGGAGCACUAUCAUCAUCCAAUUGAGGUCAGGGAAAACCGGACUGGCAGCUUUCCUAAACCGGUGUAAGGUACCUGAAUUCCCCACCCCACGGUGCCCCUGUGGGUAUGAAUGGGAAACAGUCGAACAUGUUCUGAUACACUGCGAACGCUGGGAGCAGCAGCGUCAGGGCCUUAUAAGAAAUGGCAGGCUAGACAAGAGGAUGCUGCUAGACACCAAGGAAGGCCUGCAUCUCCUGUCAAACUGGUGGAUGGAGAGCGGGAUUCUAGGCCAGUUCACAUUAGCACGCGAGCUGACACACUAUGUACCAUAA
This is a messenger RNA of Histoplasma mississippiense, 1455 nucleotides long. RefSeq lists its product with no specific name. The transcript is spliced from 2 exons. The coding region runs from base 1 to 1455 and encodes 484 amino acids. The record is from RefSeq and is a predicted model, not a curated record. Lineage: Eukaryota; Fungi; Ascomycota; Eurotiomycetes; Onygenales; Ajellomycetaceae.